Molecule: messenger RNA, 3093 nt
Organism: Brachypodium distachyon (stiff brome)
Lineage: Eukaryota; Viridiplantae; Streptophyta; Magnoliopsida; Poales; Poaceae
Product: protein ENHANCED DISEASE RESISTANCE 2-like
Exons: 23
Coding region: 602-2755 (717 amino acids)
Molecular function (GO): lipid binding
Source: RefSeq, a predicted model, not a curated record
GGGUGGCUGUACCUGAUCCGAUCCAACCGCCUCGGGCUGCAGACCUCGCGCAAGAGGUACUUCGUGCUCGAGGACGCCGCGCUCCAAUGCUUCAAAGCCGCCCCGGCGCCUUCCUCCGACUCCGACAGCUCCAAGCGCGAGGGCGAGCGUAUGGCGCCUCUCCCGCUCGGCGGAAUUCUUGUUUAUUCCCGUGCUGAUACGCUGUUUGGGAGAAUGUUGAACUGGAAUCGCCGUCGACGGGAGGUCAUUCUGGGGUUUGAAGGGAGUUCAUUUUCUAUUCUUAUUUAAUGGCCGGUUGGUUGAGAUAAAUGCAUGCCAAUUACUACUCCAGCUUUUCCAGAGUAUCCGCAGGGUCGCAUGAUUACUUUUGCGCGUGCGUGUGAGCAGUACUGUUGUUCCUCAGAAUUCCUGAUCUUUACUUCUGUGCAUGACAGUACGUAUGUACUGCUAGCUUGGAUUAGCAUGAUACAUAGAAUGUGAUAUUCUUUCUUAGUAUAGCGUCUUGCGUCAGUUUUACUUCAACAAUGUUUUGCUGAGACAGGAAGGAUUAUGCAGCUGUACGCGAUGGAUUAGGACCAAAUCAUAUUGUCAGUUUCGCACUAUGCAAGAAAUACAGGAUCCUGUUAGAAGUGCAAUGAUUGACUCUUGUACACGCGUCACAGACAAUGGGAGAGAAAGUGUACAUAGAAGUGUUUUUUAUAUAUUCACACUUUACAAUGCUUCUAACCAUUAUGAUCAACUUAAGUUGGGUGCUAGAAGCUCAGAAGAAGCAGCAAGGUGGAUCAGGUGCUUAAUGGAGUCUGCCUUAAAGUCUCCAAGAAAAGAUGAGCAUAUUGUUGCUUGUUCACAUAGAAGAUGGCAGGCUUUCAGGUUAAGCCGCCGUGCUAGCUGCAUGCACUCAAUUGAUUGGACAAGAUUGUCGUCUGCUCACAACGAUCCAAUGACAUCUGAUGUUAUUGCACCUUCUCCAUGGACAAUAUUUGGCUGUACAAAUGGAUUACGUUUGUUUACUGAGGCAAAGGAUGGUGACUCACAUGAGAAGUAUUGGCAUGAUCAUCCGGCUAUAAUGGCAGUUGGUGUUGUUGAUGCAAAUUCUGAGGAUAUAUUCCAGACUUUAAUGUCGCUUGGUCAAUCAAGAUCCGAAAUCUUCCUGGACGAAUAUGACAGGGUAUGUCAUGUCAGCAUUGUUUCUUUUUCCACAAAAUCAACCAGUGAGAUUUUUUGUAGGUGGGACUUCUGUUUGCGGGAAGGUAGGGUUAUUGAGCAUCUAGAUGGCCAUUCAGAUAUAAUCCACAAGAAAUUAAGAGGCGACUGGCUACCAUGGGGAAUGAGAAAGAGAGAUCUAUUACUUCGACGGUAUUGGAGGAGAGAAGAUGAUGGAACUUAUGUUAUUUUGUACCACUCUGUUUUCCACAACAAAUGCCGUCCGGAGCAAGGUUACAUCCGUGCAUGUCUUAAAAGUGGAGGAUAUGUAAUAUCGCCAGUCAGUCAAGGAAGACAAUCAGUUGUGAAGCAUAUGCUUGCUAUAGACUGGAAAUUCUGGAAGUCAUAUCUCUUUACCUCAUCCGCAAAAUACAUCACCAUACGUAUGCUAGGAAGAGUAGCAGCCCUAAGAGAAUUCUUCCGAGCAAAAAAUGGAAACUGUGCUUGUCUGGAGUUCUCUUCAGGUGAGCUGAUGAGAGAUAUGGGACUGCCGCAGGGUGAAAAUGAGCAGAUAAAAAUAGAAAUGCAUUCAGCAAAUGAGAGCAGAAGGCUUGAGGGUUCCACAGAAGGAUCACAGGGUGGUUCUAACAGGCACUUAAGCAGUGCUGGUUCCUUCGUUCAACUGAACGAUGCAACAGAUGAGUUCUUUGAUGUCCCAGAUGAAUCAGAAUAUGAUCAGAGAGAAGCCAUGUGGUCUUCUGAUGAGAGCACACAUGCUGUGGACCAACGGCAUGCUAAAUUGUCCAGCGCUGCAGUCUUCGUAAGAAGGUUACAUGAUCUUGCAGUCCAAAAGAGAGGCUACAUUGAUUUACAGGGAGCUACAGAUGCUGAUAAUGGGCCGUGUUGCUAUGGACAUACUCUCCCGAAAGAUUCUAGCUGCACAAUGCCUUCUAGUUGGGCAAUGACAGAUCCUACGACAUUCUUAAUACGGGGAGAAUCCUAUUUGCUUGAUCGCCAAAAGAUCAAAGCAAACAAUACACUGAUGCAAAUGGUAGGUGCUGACUGGAUAAAAUCUGAUAAGCGUGAGGAUGAUCUUGCUGGUCGUCCUGGGGGAUUAGUCCAGAAAUAUGCAGCGGAAGGGGGCAACAAAUUUUUCUUUAUUGUAAAUAUACAGGUUCCAGGCUCUACCACGUACAGCCUAGCUUUGUACUAUGCGAUGGAUACCCCAUUGGAAAAGGUUCCUCUACUUGAAAGAUUUGUAAAUGGAGAUGAUACAUUCAGAAAUUCUAGGUUCAAACUCAUCCCUUAUAUCUCUAAGGGAUCUUGGAUCGUGAAGCAGAGUGUGGGCAAGAAAGCUUGUUUGGUUGGCCAAGCACUAGAAAUCAAUUAUUUCCGCGGAACCAACUAUUUGGAGCUUGGAGUUGAUAUAGGCUCAUCAACAGUGGCAAGAGGUGUAGUGAGCCUCGUGCUCGGGUACUUGAGCAACCUGGUGAUUGAGAUGGCCUUCUUGGUACAGGGCAAUACGCAAGAAGAGCUUCCGGAAUUCCUCCUAGGCACCUGCCGACUGAAUUAUCUCGACGCCUCCAAAGCUGUAUCGCUAGACGAAUGCUGAUCCUCUAAAGAGACGUCAGCUAGACUCCAAUUCUUUACGCCAGCACAACAAAGGCUCAAUUCAUUCCUUCUGCCGGCCACACACUGCUUGGCCUGCCUUGCCGCCCACAAAAGUUGUGGGGGAUUUGUCCCAGCGAUGCACAUUCAUUGAUUCUUCUCUAGUCGAGGGGAGGUAACAUUGGGCUGUAAAGAUGAUUGCGGUCGACUAAGAUAAAAGGCCUCUCCAUUCUUUAACCGACAACUCAUCAUCUUGUAAGGAUUGAGGAAAAAGAAAAGUGUAUUCUAACCCUGACCCCGUGUCGUUCAUUCAUUCUGAAUCUAAUCUGAGAUUAGACAUCA